Molecule: messenger RNA, 2090 nt
Organism: Emiliania huxleyi CCMP1516
Lineage: Eukaryota; Haptophyta; Isochrysidales; Noelaerhabdaceae
Exons: 7
Coding region: 78-2090 (670 amino acids)
Source: RefSeq, a predicted model, not a curated record
CCUUGGCGCGCCUCUUGCUGUCUGCCGCCUCGCUCGCCGCUCGGUGCCGAGGUGUGUCCUCGACUUGCGGCGCUGUGAUGCCCAGCGCCGCCCCGGUCGCCGCCGCGGCGAGCAGCAGCAGCGAGGACGAGGCUUGGCUGUCGCCGCCGCCGUCGCCACCCGAAGACAAUCUGGCCUGGUUCGGCGUGUUCCGGCCGUACGAGCUGCCUCUGCCCAACCAAGUCCUACCGUACCUGCUGCUGAACCCGGUCCGCCACCUGCGCCGCGGCCUCGACCCGAUCGCCAUCGCCAGCACCGCCACUGUCCAGCGCCGCCGCAGCAUCGCAGCCGCGGCCUGCAGCACCGCCGUGGCGGCCUGCAGCACAGCCGCCUCACCCGCCGCGCCACGCCGCCACGCCGCCGCCGCCUGCCGCGGCAGCGCCCGCUUGCUCUGCGCCACAACGCUGCAUUGGCGGCCACUUCAGCGAGGGCUGGUGUUGGGUAGCAACUCUCUCUCUCCUCAGCCCUUGGCCACAGCCCUCGGUCUCCCGCCCGCCGCGCGCCCGCAGGAGGCGCAGAAGAUGGCGGACGAGCUGAAGCGGGACCAGGUCCUCGGCACCUCGAACUCCCUCCUGAUGAAGGAGGGGUACGUGCUGAGAGAGGGCUUCAAGAACAUCUUCACCUGGGCGAUGUGGAACUCGAUCUCGGCGUACCUCAAGGACUUCGGCUACCAGCAGUCGCUGUUGGUGCAGUACCAGGCGGUCUCGCAGGACGACGGCACCCCCGGCACCAACCAGCCGCAGCCGGUCAAUGUGUUUGGCACGCCGCUGCCGAUGGCGACCGUGGUGGGGCCGGCGGCGGCGCUCAAGGCGAGCGGCGCCUUCGUCGCGCCGUGGCUCGGCUGCCGCUGCUCGUGGCCGUGCACGCAGCUCUGCUGGUUCUACCUACUCGGCUCUCAGUUCCUGCAAUGGGUCGCGGUCGUGGUUGCGGUGCUGACGAUCGUCUUCCAAGUCCUUCUCCUCGAGUCGAUGAUCGUCGCAAACUUUCUCGCCGAGGUGCCGCACACGACCACGUGGUACGAGUGGUGGACGCUCGACGAGCCGUGGCUGCCCCGACUCAUCUGGCUGCUGGGCAAGGUGAUUGUCUUCUGGUUCAUGAUUGGCAACGCUGUCAACUUUGACGACUCCCAGUCCUUCCUCGCCUCGCCCGAGAUCCGGCUGCUGCUCCGCUCCCUCGCGAACCGGUUCGAAGGGCAGACAUACGCGUACUGCACCGUCGUGCUCUGGACCAUCAUCUCCGAGUUCGCCACCGUGAUCGUCGUCUCGUACUUCGCGCUCGUCUCGGCCAUCAUUAUCAACGUCGAGAGCACGGGCAACGCGCUCGGCGACGCCACAAUCAUCUUCCUCAUCUUCGACUUUAUUCCGGCGCAGACGGCCUUGGGGGGCCGGUUGUUGUCUGAGCUGGACGGAUGGGCGAUGGGCUUGAUCGCCUUCGCCGCCUGCCUGCCCCAAGACUUUGUCGACCAAUCCUCGACGUAUUUGCAGGGCCCCCGCUGCCAGAUGACGCCGCUCUACCUCUGGGUCGUGCCCGCCUCCUUCCUCUACUUCCUCGUCCUCUGGCAAACCUGGCCCUACUGCCUCGACGGCUGGCCCGUCUGCUUCCCCCACGGAGGCCCUUGCAUCUUUUGGGCCGCCCUCGGCACCACACUCCUCUGGACCGGCUUCUUCAUUCUCCGGUACGGCUGCUUCCUCUUCCCCUGCGUCUGCGCGCCGGAGUGGGACACUAAGUACUUUUACCUCUUCGUCGAGCGGCUCUUUGGGCUCGGAGGCCGCGCCUUCCUGGACGGCCUCUGGGGCGAGGUCGACUGCGGCUGGGAGCCGCUCGAGUCGGACUACGAGCGCUUCUACCACGGCGACCUGCAGACGCCGCAGCAGUUCCAAAAGGGGUGGGAGACGUGCGCCCAGCUCGAGGGGCACGGCGCGGACGGGCUUGCCGAUGGCGGUUCCGACGGCGGCGCGGCGGGCAGGAUGGAGGCGUCGCUGAGAGACGCGGGCGGGCGGAGGCUGCUGCUGGGGGGAGGCGCGUCGCUGCUGAACGGCACGCUAAUAUAG